GACUUGUUGAACUUUUCACUCAAAAAAGUCUCGCAUUUGUGAUAAUCAGACAAAACAUUGAAUCAAAACUCACAACCGAUUACUGAUGUCUGAAUAGUAUAUAAAAAAAAGUUUGUCAUCAGAAAAGUAGACAUUCAGUGAAAACAGACGUCCCAUUGAUUACACGCCGGUGUUUACAGUGAGAGGUUGUCCUCAAAGUACAGAGAGUUGAGUACAUUAUAAGGAAAGGGAGGUAUAAGUAGUGGUAUUGACGGCAAUGGAUGUGUUUGGAGGCACUAGCGAUGGCUUGUCGUUGACAUCAGCGCUCAAAACUGUGGCCUUUUAUCUCAUGAUCAGUGUCUGUGUGGCUCAGACACUAUACCCACUGUUGAUGAUCGUCAAUAUGUGGCUCCGGAGGGCUAACAUCUUCUAUCACUACUUCCACAAAAUAGCCUUAUAUUUCUUCAGAUCAGUUCUCAAUCUGAACUUCAGAUCACAUAACGUGUCCAUAAUUAUCAAUACUUGUGACCAAAUGUCUGACGAAUUGAUGUCUUCAUCAAAGGUGGACGAGAAGAGUGUCCGACACGGAGGAGAGCUGGUGGCGGCUGUGUUGCGAUCGCAUGGCGUCGAGAAUAUCUUCACUCUGUCGGGCGGACACAUCGCUCCCAUUCUCACCGCAUCCGAGAAGCUCGGGAUCCGAGUGGUGGACACCAGGCAUGAGGUGACAGCUGUGUUUGCGGCCGACGCCACCGCCCGACUGUCGGGCAUCCCUGGCGUGGCUGUCGUGACGGCGGGUCCCGGAGUGACCAACACUGUGACGGCCGUCAAGAACGCACAGAUGGCUGAGUCGCCAAUCGUGGUGUUAGGCGGCGCCGCGGCCUCUCUUCUCAAAGGCAAAGGCGCUCUUCAAGACAUCGAUCAGAUUUCGCUCUUCAAACCGAUCACAAAGAUGGCGACGACUGUCACCAAAGUCAGAGAUAUUGUGCCGAAACUGCGCGAAGCCUUCAAAGUGGCCCAAAGCGGAACUCCCGGCCCCAUUCUCAACACAUGUUUGGGUGAACUUUUCGGGCCCUUUAAGAUGAAUGUCAAAUACUUCAAUCGUUUGCAUUCACGAAACGAGUCAUCCAUUAGUUCCCAAUCUUUGGGAUAUUCGCCACUGAAUGCCAAACGAGUCAAACGGUUCCCAAAAUGUUCACUCAAUACUCGCCACAAAUCUCUCAUUACAUUCACUGAAGAGAUAUGCAAAUUAAUGGACAGUUUCUUAAGACUCCGACAAUUGGUUCCGAUUUUGCUCAACUGA
Molecule: messenger RNA, 1279 nt
Organism: Oppiella nova
Lineage: Eukaryota; Metazoa; Arthropoda; Arachnida; Sarcoptiformes; Oppiidae
Source: the annotation of a GenBank genome assembly